AUGGUUAUCAUGAUUUCAAAUAUAAAUGCAUGUGAUGUAAUGGGUUCACGUGCAUGUGGUCGAAAACCUGAAAAAGAAGAUCGAGAAACAGAUCCAAUUAAAUAUUGUGUUGCAUCACGAGUUUAUUUUGAAUGUGUUCAUAAAAAAUAUCGUGGUUGUGAAAAUAAAGAAAAAUAUGAAACAGCUAUGGAAUCAAUUAUGAAAGGCAUUCGAAAGCGUGUCAAUGAUCUAUUAGCUUUUUGCAGUGAUAAAAUUGAAGAUUAUAAAUUUAAUAUUGUUUGGGAUACUCCCAAACAACCAGAAGCAGCUGAUUCAGUUCGUAGUGGUGGUUCACAUAAUCCAAGUGUAUCACCAAAAAAUGGUAUUCUUGGUUCAGUACCUGUACAAUCACUUUUACCUAAUGAUAUAUGUCAAGUAAAAGCAAUAAAUGAUUUAUGUCAACCAUUAAUGAUUACUGUUAAAUUUAACCCAUCAUGGAAUACUGUUAAUAAACGAGGUUGGUGUCAACAAGCAACAACUUAUUUUCGUUGUUUAAAAUCUCGUCUUGAUAAAUGUCCACAACAAGAUGUGCAAAAUCAAUUUCAACAACUUGAACAUUAUCUUCAAUCACAAAUAAAUAUUAACUGUCCAGGUGGUGUAGAAGGAUGUACACGUCAUUCACCAGAUGCACGUUGUAAAAUAGGUUUACUUCAAUCGAAUUCUAGUUCACCUAUAUUUUAUCUUUGUUAUUUUGUUGUUCAAUCGGUAUUACAAAUACUACUACUCUUAUUAUUAUUUUAA
Molecule: messenger RNA, 780 nt
Organism: Rotaria sp. Silwood2
Lineage: Eukaryota; Metazoa; Rotifera; Eurotatoria; Philodinida; Philodinidae
Source: the annotation of a GenBank genome assembly